AUGAUCAGAUUCCUACGCUCCGCAAUGACCGUCCUCACCUCGCCCGUGACCGCACCGCGCGUGCCCAUCCCCGCCAGGGGGGUCGACUACCGCGGCACAGUCGUGCUUGCCCCGAUGGUUCGCUCCGGCGAGUUGCCCUCCCGCCUGCUGGCACUCAAAUACGGCGCCGACCUAGUCUGGGGCCCCGAGACGAUCGACCGCUCCCUCAUAGGCUCUGAACGGCGCGUGAACCCACGCAACGGCACCAUCGAAUUCACACGCAUGCCCUCGAACUCCGGCCGGGGCGAAAAACCGCCCAAGGAAUCGGUCCUCUACCGGAUCGACCCCGUGCGCGAACAGGGCAAGCUCAUCUUCCAAAUGGGCACCGCGGACCCCGAUCUGGCCGUGCAGUGCGCCAAGGUCGUCGCGGGGGAUGUGGCUGGCAUCGACGUCAACUCAGGCUGUCCCAAACCCUUCAGCACAAGCGGCGGCAUGGGCGCUGCGCUGCUGCGCACGCCCGACAAACUCGUCUCUAUCCUCGAGUCCCUCGUCCGCGAGGUCGGCGAGCCCUUCCGCAUCGGCAUAUCGGUCAAGAUCCGCAUCCUCGAAACCCCUGAGUUGACCGAAGCGCUGGUCUCGCGCCUCGUGCAAACAGGCAUCACAGGGCUCACGGUCCACUGCCGCACAACGCCCAUGCGGCCCCGCGAGCGCGCAAUCCGCGACCAGCUCCGUAUGGUCGCGGGGAUCUGCAAUCGCGCCGGCGUAGCCAUCGUCAUGAACGGCGACGUCACCACGCGUGACACCGCGCUGGCCUUGAUGGCCGAGUACGGCGUGGACGGGGCCAUGAUCGCCACCGCGGCGGAGGCCAAUUCGUCCUGUUUCCGCUCCGAGGCGGAGGGCGGUCUCCUGCCGUGGCGGGAUGUUGUCUAUGAAUACAUGCGAUUCUGUCUGGAAUCGGAGAACCGUUGGGGGAAUACAAAGUAUCUGCUCAACAUGCUCAUUCCCGGGAAGAACAAGGAGUUCAACGCUGCCAAGCAGUGCAAGACGUACACUGACUGCUGUCGGCGCUUGGGAUUCGACGAUCUGAUCCCUCUUGCAGUUCGCGCCGACGAAAUCCUCGAUCUAGCCGAUAAGUGGGUGCUGGGACCGGGCGAGGAGCACGAGGUGAAGUCCAAAGCUGUCCAGAACGCGAUGCAAUCUGAGUCGGCCCGUGCCGCUGGUGGCAGUGGCGCACGAUCGAAGCAGGAUUCUCCGGCCACACAUACCGGCGGCCCGAUCCGCACCUCGUCUAUCCCGGAACCGACCUCGAAAGCAGCCAAGUCUGAGUCUGACUUCGACCCGCUGGCUGUCGACCUGUCGAUGCAGGCUGCACAGAAGCCUGAACUGACCGCAUAA
Molecule: messenger RNA, 1374 nt
Organism: Penicillium lagena
Lineage: Eukaryota; Fungi; Ascomycota; Eurotiomycetes; Eurotiales; Aspergillaceae
Product: tRNA-dihydrouridine(20) synthase (NAD(+))
Exons: 1
Coding region: 1-1374 (457 amino acids)
Biological process (GO): tRNA dihydrouridine synthesis
Cellular component (GO): cytoplasm
Molecular function (GO): flavin adenine dinucleotide binding; tRNA dihydrouridine synthase activity
Source: RefSeq, a predicted model, not a curated record